GCCAUCGAGGAAGUCUCCCAAUCAGUCUGUCUUUCUUUUUAACUCUAUCGCUUCUCUUUACUUCUAAGAAUUUUCUGCUCGCUCCUCUGAGCCCUCGAAUUUCCAUUAUUAGCCCAUAAUACCGUUACGUGAUCCUUCUCUUUCUUCGCCUUCAGAGUCCGCUACUCUCUAUACUGCCAUGGACGGCGGAGCACAGUACAACCCUCGUACGGUAGAAGAGGUUUUCAAAGACUUCAACGGUCGCCGUUCCGGCAUCGUCAAGGCCUUGACUACUGAUGUUCAAGAAUUUUAUCGGCAGUGCGAUCCUGAUAAGGAAAACCUUUGCCUGUACGGAUUCCCAACUGAGCAAUGGGAAGUUAACUUGCCUGCCGAAGAAGUCCCCCCUGAGCUCCCAGAGCCUGCUCUAGGUAUUAACUUUGCUAGAGAUGGGAUGCAAGAAAAAGAUUGGUUGUCUCUGGUUGCUGUCCACAGUGAUGCUUGGUUACUUUCUGUCGCCUUCUACUUUGGUGCUAGGUUUGGUUUCGAUAAAGCCGAUAGGAAAAAACUCUUCAACAUGAUAAAUGAAGUCCCUACCAUAUUUGAGGUUGUGACUGGUAAUGCGAAGAAACAGUCGAAGGAGAAGUCAUCAGUUUCAAAUCACAGCAGCAACAAAUCAAAGUCAAGCUCCAAAGGGGGAAGAUCUGAACCUGGCAAGUAUGCAAAGAUGCAACUGAAGGAUGAUGACGAGGGAUUGGAUGAAGAUGACGAUGAGGAAGAGGAAGAGCAUGGGGACACUUUGUGCGGUGCUUGUGGGGAGAACUAUGCUUCCGAUGAGUUUUGGAUUUGUUGCGACAUUUGUGAGAAGUGGUUUCAUGGUAAGUGCGUGAAGAUUACUCCUGCACGGGCGGAGCACAUUAAGCAAUACAAAUGCCCCUCCUGCAGCAACAAGAGAGCAAGACCUUGACAUAUGAGGGAAGAAAGUCCCAAUUCUCACCUCCUGUAAUUCUUUCUUGGGUGAGACCGCUAACUUGUUAGUCAGUCAGGUAGGUUAUCCACAUUCUGCCAUGUUGGCACAGCAUGUUUAUUUGAAAAACAAAAAUGUUGUUUGACUGUAUGGAUUCUUCUAAGUUGUCUAUUUCAUAUCGAAUAUGGAUAUGAAUAUAUUUUUCGGUGGAGGAAAUCUUCUCCCUACUA
This is a messenger RNA of Tripterygium wilfordii, 1173 nucleotides long. RefSeq names its product PHD finger protein ALFIN-LIKE 4-like. The transcript is spliced from 5 exons. Bases 179 to 943 code for a protein of 254 amino acids. Gene Ontology annotation, molecular function: transcription cis-regulatory region binding; transcription coregulator activity; histone binding. The record is from RefSeq and is a predicted model, not a curated record. Lineage: Eukaryota; Viridiplantae; Streptophyta; Magnoliopsida; Celastrales; Celastraceae. Gene Ontology annotation, cellular component: nucleus. Gene Ontology annotation, biological process: regulation of DNA-templated transcription.